GGCUCACUCGCGGCUCCCUCGCGGCUCCGGCGGGUGCUGCAGCCGUCGCAGCUGUUGGUGGGUACCGGUCGGGAGACGCCGCCGCUGUCAACGGGGCUCCGCUGCGGCCGGCCGGGCGGGGAACCAUGCCCACCCUCAGUGAAAAUGUCCUGUUUGGAAUGGGAAAUCCUUUGCUUGAUAUCUGUGCAGUUGUGGACAAGGACUUCCUUGACAAGUAUGGGCUGAAGCCAAAUGACCAAAUCUUGGCAGAGGACAAGCACAAAGAACUAUUUGAAGAACUUGUGAAAAAGUUCAAAGUCGAAUAUCAUGCUGGGGGUUCUACUCAAAAUUCCGUAAAAGUGGCCCAGUGGAUGAUUCAGACCCCUUACAAAGCUGCAACUUUCUUUGGGUGCAUUGGCAAAGAUAAAUUUGGAGAGAUCUUAAAGAAGAAGGCUGAGGAAGCUCAUGUGGAUGCCCAUUACUAUGAGCAGAGUGAAGAGCCAACAGGAACCUGUGCUGCCUGCAUCACUAGUGAUAACAGGUCUCUCGUAGCUAACCUCGCUGCUGCUAAUUGCUAUAAGAAGGAAAAGCAUCUUGAUUUGGAGAAGAACUGGAAGUUGGUGGAAAAGGCCAAAGUUUAUUACAUAGCAGGAUUCUUCCUGACGGUGUCACCAGAAGCAGUAUUAAAAGUGGCUGCUCAGGCUUCUGCAAACAACAAGAUAUUCAGCUUGAAUCUUUCUGCACCAUUUAUUAGCCAGUUCUAUAAAGAGCCUAUGAUGAAAGUCAUGCCUUAUGUCGACGUCCUGUUUGGAAAUGAGACGGAAGCUGCCACUUUUGCUAGAGAGCAAGGCUUUGAGACUGAUGACAUUAAAGAGAUAGCCCGGAAGACACAAGCCCUGCCAAAGGCAAACCCUAAAAGGCAACGAAUCGUAGUCUUUACCCAGGGGAAGGAUGACACUGUAAUGGCUACAGAAAACGAAGUGACUACUUUCCCUGUGUUGGUGAGUGAUCAGAGUGAAAUUGUGGAUACCAAUGGAGCUGGAGAUGCAUUUGUUGGAGGCUUUCUCUCACAGCUCGUCUAUGACCGACCAAUGACCGAGUGCAUCCGGGCUGGACAUUACGCAGCCAGUGUAAUUAUCAAGCGUUCAGGUUGCACCUUCCCAGAGAAGCCUGAUUUCCACUGAUACUGGUGAACUGGAGGGAUCAAGAGUAACACCCAUGUUGCCAUGGGAUUGCUGCCUAAAAUUUUCCUCCUUCCCUUUCCUCACCUUUCCAAUUACCUGCAUCAACGCUUCUGUACUUCUGUUCAUUGUAUUCUAAACAAAAUAUAUAUUUCUAUGGUGUUUUUCUCAGUAGUCUUAACUUCUAAAAGCAGUGCUAAGUGAAGCUUAUUCUCUCAUCCAUCAGAAAAAAAAUCCUGUUUACACAGUUUAUAAGGAAGUCCCAUGUAAAUGACACUGCUGAUUAACAACUUUAAAAUACUUCUAAUUACCUAGUUUAUAUCCAGCUGUGGCCAACUCCUACUCAACUUAUGUGACAUCAACAGACCUGACUUUAUUUGUCACUUAACAUUAUAAACCAGGAAUUGUUCUUUGUAGUGGAGUCACGCUAGUGUAAAGAGCAGUGUAAAUAUCCCAAGAAUUUCCGUAUGUAUUUUGAGUGUACAAGAUCUGGCCCUCAGAUCCAGCCCAGCUUCCAUAAAAGUGAACAGCUAUUUUGUCAUUUAAGGACCCGAUCUAAAGCUGAUGUCAUGUAUUCAGUCAUCCUGCACCGAUGUCAGUAGCUUUGGGUCUGGCAACUCUAUGUAGAGCCACGUUCAUCUGUCAGGUGAGCCAGCAGACAGGUACUUUCUGUGUUUUCAGAGCAGAUGCAUGAGUUGAUGAUGAACAAAAACAAACAGGUAGAGUCUGUCUCCUCUAUGUGAGCUUUCUAGAGGCUGUGUUUAACUAAGGUACACAUAGUGAAAAUGAGGUACAGAAAUAUUUAUGCAGGAUAUAUUGACAGGAUAUGCCAAACAGAAUCUCUGAAACGCACAUUUUUAAACUUCUAAUUUACUUUGAAUAGUUAAGCAAUAUGGCAGAUUUUGUUUCUAUUUACAGUAUUCAAAGAGGUGAUCUGACACUGCAUUCAUUACUUUGCUAUGUAAUUUGAUACUGAUAAAUAAAAAAUUGUCAUACAGUAA
Molecule: messenger RNA, 2161 nt
Organism: Apus apus (common swift)
Lineage: Eukaryota; Metazoa; Chordata; Aves; Apodiformes; Apodidae
Gene: ADK
Product: adenosine kinase
Exons: 11
Coding region: 126-1163 (345 amino acids)
Biological process (GO): purine ribonucleoside salvage
Cellular component (GO): nucleus; cytosol
Molecular function (GO): adenosine kinase activity
Source: RefSeq, a predicted model, not a curated record